GUUGAUCUUCGUGGGUCACGCGUCGAAAUGGCAACUUCACCGCCGCCGCUGAUGUGCAUGCAUCCUACCAGAAUCUCUCGCCGGACAACGCGGCGAUGACGGUCGAACUGCUUCUGCAGAUAUCCGCGCAGAUGGCGGGUGGUGGCGCGUUGAACGCGACGACCGCCGGCACCACGAUCUCUUCGGCAACGGUGAGCGCGUUCACACCCGCCCGGUCCUCGCUCGCUUGCAACAUGCUGUGGUUCAUGAGUCUGGGGCUCAGUCUCGGGUGCGCACUGCUCGCGACGCUCGUCGAGCAGUGGGCCCGGAACUUCGUGCAGAGGGUGGACAUGCGGCCGUCGCCGCCGAUCCGCGCGCGGGUGUACUCGUUUCUGUAUUUUGGACUGAAGCGGUUCCGGAUGCACGACAUCGUCGAGGUCGUUCCGCUGCUCCUGCACCUCUCGCUUAUCCUGUUUCUCGCUGGCCUUGUGCUCUUCCUGAUCCCGGUCAACACGGCCGUGAUGUACCUAUGUGUAGGCAUCCUGGGGCUCAUUAUGCUUGUCUACGCAAUAGUAACGGUGCUGCCUCUGCUGGCCUCUGACUGUCCGUAUCGCACGCCUCUCACCAAUGCCUGCUGGAACCUCGCCUUCCUCGGGAGACACAUCAUGGAACUCUUCCAUCCGAAUGCGGUGGCUUCCACGCAAACCAUGACGGAACGGAUGGUUGUCGACGCGACUGUAGCUAUCAGCUCGAGGUUCAAGCGGGACCUCCAUGCUCUGACGUGGACUCUCAAAUCGCGAGUCGACGACAACGAGUUGGCGCCGUUCAUCGAGGCGCUUCCCGAGGCUCUUUUUGUCACCGCAGGAGACGUCCGUAGUCCCUUGAUCGUUUCGGUCACACAGGACACGGAAGCCGGGCUCGUCCGUCGGCUGCUGUCGUUCCUGCGGUCGGCUGUGGCGGGGAACGAGACACAGCGAUGCAUCGCCGCCGUGAAGGCCGUCGUCGCGCUAGCGCACAUCCGAAUUGACGCUGGCGGUGCCACAAAUUCUCUCCAGCCCUCGCUCCCGUUCUUUGCUUGGGCUCGGUUCGAGCCCGAGCAUGGCAUGGGGCAGGCGCCGCCUGUGCUGAUCUCAAGUAGCUUGGGCUGGAGUUAUCUCUAUACGAAUCACCCCGGCGCGGCGCUGGAGCCGUAUUGGUCCACGAUGUCGGCACUGCUGUAUUGGAGCUGCGCGUGCGAGAUAGAACACUCGUUGGACGAUUUACAACGCGCAUAUACUAGGCAAGGGCAAAAAGGGAACAUCAAAGGGCUUGUACAGUCCAAGUGGCGUGCUUUCGGCCGGCCAGGAUACCCUCUUGUCCUCCCCUCUGUCGUCGCAGCUCCCCUGGACGGUACAGUCCCGGUCUCGGAUCUGCUGCAGACUGCGCGAGCGGAGCUGGCCGAUGCUAAGCUCAACGUCGUCUGCACCUACCUCCUCCGGUCUCUCGACCAACCUGCGCUUCCAUACAAGUUUGAAUCCAGUUUCGCGAUGCUCUGGCAGAGCUGCCGGCCCCCAUUCUCGGCCCAGCACCAGGAGAUGGUCGCAAAAACGCUUGUGACUUGGAAGGACGAAAACUGGAAAUUCUCGGAGGCGGAGCGAGCGUUGUUGAUUCCAGCCAUCCAAUUCCUCGUCCACGCCUAUCUGAGCCUGUAUUCGAGUCACGAAGCGACAUCACCGCUGACCACUCCGUCCAUCGCUGUGGUGGAUGCCUUGUUGUCAUUCAUUGGCCGACAUAAUGCAUCAGAGCGCGCGCCUGUGAUCGAGACCGUUCUGGGCUUCUCGACACUAGGUGGUUCCAUACUUGAGACUUUGAUGGACCUCGUGACAAGGUAUAUUAAUGAGAAUCCCCAUUUCCAUAAAGCGAGCGAGCGGAACCUCACGGGACUAUGGGCGCUCGCGGCGUGGAUCCUGUCUUCGAGACCACCGACUGUGUUGUUGGGUGAUUCGCAGUCGAUCGCGCGGUUGGACUCACUCAACGACCGAAGUGGGAUGGCGACGUGCGCCUCGGUCAGCAUUGCGAUCAAUCACCUCAGACGACUCCGAUCCGAGCUGGAUGCGUGUAAGGACCCUCAUUCUCUAGACGUCGUUCAAGCGCUAUACGACCGGAGUUGGGACCUUUCGCUGUGGCCAGACGGCACUGCCGCACCGCAAGUCCAAGGCCUGAACCUGCACCGACUCAGCUCCGCCGAGCGGCAUCGGCUGCUCACCACGCAUCUUCGAAUUCGGCUGAACGAGGCGACGCUAGCCGCGCUUGCCGGCUUCAUCAACGCGUCCGCCUUGCAUCUGAUCCCGCACGACUCGUCGCUAGUCAUGCGCCUGUUCGCUGAGAAUUUGAGUCCCGGGGACGAGACGGGUGCACAUGCUCGGCAUCGCAUGGCCUUGGUCGACGCGUUGAUUUUCUUCACGGCAUCGCACAAGGCGGAGAACUGUUUAGUGUCGUUCACACAUCGGCACCUAGACGCGUUUCUUGUGUUCCUCGAUGACGAAGACGUCAUGAGCCAGUUUGAGGCGCGUUUGAGGGCGCGGUCGACGGGUCACGCGACAAAGGAACUGGCGGUGAUCUUGGGUGGGCUGCGAGGUCUUGCGGAGGCGGACAUGAGAACGAGAAUAUGGGGAACUGCGGUUUGACACUGAGUAUCCAAUGCACGUGCUUUUGGUGCAAUUCUAUUGAUCUGUGUAACUAAUAUUCGAGGCGAGGGAUUGACGAAACGGGGGGCAGACGGAAUUGCCAACGCUGAAUCUAAGAUCAGCGUGUGAAUGACUCAAAUCUACAUCUAAUCUUAUCAAAUUAUUGUGAUUGACGCGGCCUUCCGUUAUCGAUAAUGAACUCCGAUCGAUCGCUUUCCAAAAAUAGAGCUGUCCUCAAGGUGGCUCACCAUCAUGAACAGCCCCAAUCUUCCUGCUAAACCUUCUCCUGUUCAACACACUCUCCGUUUACCCCGCAAGACACCAUCAUGUCCCAACCUCCCAGCAGGCAGCCCUCACGUCCGGCCACGCCGUCCCGGUCCAGCACGCCCAUGAUGAGGUUUAAAGACUUUGUCAUGGACGCGGUCAGGCACUACAAGAACGAGACCGACUCGGAGGCGCAUCAGAUCUUCCGGCAGACCGCAGGCCACAAAGUCAAGGGCACGUUCCCGCAGACGAUCAACCCCGACGAGGAGACCGUGCCCGGAAUCGAGCACCCCGGCAGCACCGGUGUGAUCUACUGCUCCGAUCGCGCGAUGGCGAACGGGUUCAGCUACGCGGCGUCCCACGAGUGGGCGAACCUGGGCCAGGGUGCGCCCGAGGUCGGCGAGAUCCCGAACGCGCCCCCGCGCCUGACGUCCAUCCCGCUGCCGACCGACUCGCUCGAGUACGCGCCGACGACCGGCGUGAAAGAGCUGCGCACCGCGGUCGCGGAUCUGUACAACCACACGUACCGCCAAGGCAAGGCGAGCCAGUACACCUACGAGAACGUGUGCAUCGUCCCUGGGGGCCGCGCGGGGCUGUCGCGUGUCGCUGCCGUCAUCGGUGACGUCUACACGUCGUAUCAGGUCCCCGAUUACACAGCGUACGAUCAGGUGCUGUCGUCCUUCAGACGGCUCGUGCCGGUUCCCACUGCCUUGGAUCCCAAGACCAAAUAUCGCCUGGACAUUGCCCAAACCAAGAGGGACAUUCAAACUCAAGGUCUGGCUGUCAUCCUCGCGUCGAAUCCGCGGAACCCCACGGGCCAGGUCAUCAAGGGGAAAGAUCUCAAGGAGCUCGUUGCCAUCGGCCGGGAGGGGACUACCGUCAUUCUUGAUGAAUUCUACUCCUGGUACAUCUACCCCGAGCACGACAAAGAUUUCGGUCACUCGGUGUCCUCAGCCGAGUACGUCGAGGAUGUGAACAGUGACUCUGUUGUCAUCAUUGAUGGUCUGACCAAGAACUGGCGUCUGCCGGGAUGGCGCAUCUGCUGGGUGAUCGGACCCAAGAACCUCGUGACCGCGUUGUCCCAGUCCGGAUCCUUCCUGGACGGGGGCGCCAACCACCCAAUGCAGCUUGCCGCGAUUCCUCUGCUGGAGCCCGCCCGCGUGCGUCUGGAGAAGGAGGCGCUGCAGCGGCACUUCAAGGCGAAGCGCGACCACGUGCUGAAGCGCCUGCACGACAUGAAGCUCGACGUGGACAUCCCACCCAAGAGCACGUUCUACAUCUGGCUCAACCUCGAGAACCUGCCCGCGCCGCUGAACAACGGCCUGACCUUCUUCGAGGAGCUGCUCAAGGAGAAGACGAUCGUGAUCCCGGGCAUCUUCUUCGAUAUCAACCCCAGCCACCGCCGGAACCUGUUCAACUCCCCGUGCCACCACUUCGUGCGGAUCUCGUUCGGGCCGCCGUUGAAGGACCUUGACAUGGGUCUGGACGCGUUCGAGCGCGUGCUGAAGAAGGCACGCAAGGAAGGCAUGAAGGCCUUUGGACACGAGUCGGUUUCCCCCUUUUUCAGUGAUUCGGAUGAUACUGACCUCGGCUUCAGCUACCGCAAGAGCGUCGAUGAGACUGCUGAGGUUGCUCCCGCGAUCUAA
Mycena citricolor is the source of this 4555-nucleotide messenger RNA. The record is from the annotation of a GenBank genome assembly. Lineage: Eukaryota; Fungi; Basidiomycota; Agaricomycetes; Agaricales; Mycenaceae.